CUACCAUCGUGGGAACCAAACGCGAAGAAUUUAUUUUCUGACGCGCAUUUUAACGUGUUCAAAAACGUGUUUUUCAAAAUUGUGGUCUUAAAAAGUACUAUUUAAUUACUUUAUCAGUGUAUUUUUCGAAGUGUCCGUGGUAAUUUGAUUGUGAAUUUAAAAGAGCGCAGUCGGCAUGCGGUGGCCGUGAGAUGGACGGUAUUCAGAUGGAGCCCAUCGGCAAGUAUAAGGCCGACCGCAACGGAUCCGCUAAGGCGGCUGCGUGGCGUAACAUGGUGGAUCAAGAUCUCGACGAUGUAGCAUUUUUAGCAGACACAGACAAGGCCCGCGAAGCGCGUGAGCUAGGCGACGCGCCUGUCGCGGUGUGCUCGCAGCGUCGUGCGAUAUGUCUCGCCGCGUUAGUCUUCACUGCCAUGUUCUCUACUGCCCUGAUCAUUGUGUACGCUACUCCGCAACCUGAAUGCCCAUGCCUACCCGAGUCUGAUCUAAUGCCCGGUCAACCUCCAACGGGUUCAGAAGAAAAUGCCACUGCAGCUAAUAAAGAACGAAUAGCAAGCAAUGGCAUGGUGUUCCCAUGGCGCGGUGCGAGGUUGCCAACUUUCCUGAUUCCCAAACACUAUAGCUUAUGGCUACAUCCCAAUUUGACCACUGGAGAACUAAGGGGUGAGGUCUCAAUAGACUUCAAAGUGGACCGUGACACGAUCUUCGUAGUCUUCAACGUGCGUGACAUGAAUGUGACGGAACGAGCUUUGUUCAAGACCGGGGGGUCUUUGGGACCCAAGGUCGUUAAGAGCCUGGACUACCCUCCUGCGGACCAGACUUAUAUUGAAUUUAAGGAAAAGCUCCGACGGAAGUUCAACUACACGCUGAGCCUCAGAUUCAUCACGAAGCUGGAUAGAAGUGAUAAACAACGAGGCUUCUUCUUAGCUGGCACGCAUCGACAUCGGUGCGCGGUUUCGCGAUUCUGGCUCACGCACGCAAGAUCGGCCUUCCCAUGCUUGGACGAACCGCAUCUGCGAGCCACCUUCAAGCUGACGAUUGUGAGAGAUAGAUUCCACGUUUCUCUUACCAACAUGCCCAUAGUGGCCACCGAGGAGGCCGGCUUCUAUUUGGGACAUAGGCUGCUUCAAGACGAAUUCGCGGUAUCCCCGCCAAUGGCUCCCCACAUGAUGGCUCUAGCGGUGUGCAGACUGCAGAGGAGGGCCGCACCUCCCCUCCCCACCAACACCUCUGACGUCACCGAGGCACCGGACGAGCUUACGCCACCCCCGCCUGAAAUCAGCCUGUAUAGCGACCAGCAAGUCAUUUUGGAUGAGUCUGGACCGCUGCUAGAAUGGGUGCAGAAGACAAUCCAGCUGUUCGCCUAUGAAUUGAAUACGUCGUAUCCGCUGCCGAAAUUUGAUAUCGUGGUGGUGGAAGGCGGCAACCAGUAUUCAGAAGGCUGGGGCCUGAUAACCCUGUCACCUUCCAUGCUGAGUGAUACAAAGGUUAUCGCCAGAUUAUUGGCUCAACAGUGGUUUGGAGGUCUGGUGUCUCCUCGCUGGUGGAGUGCUCAGUGGCUACUGGAGGCCCUCACGUCAGUUCUAGGGGAGAGGGCGCCCGCUCUAGGAGGGGCUCCAGCUGAGAGGGAACAAGAUGCUAUACUGCUGGACCAUGUGUUACCAGCACUGAGACUGGAUUCGAGCACCUCGGUCCGAGCGGUGGCGUCGCCGAGGCUGGAGCGAGCGGACAUCGAGUCAGCUGCUGAUGAACUGUCCCUACAUAAGGGUGCGGCGAUAGUGAGUAUGGCGAUAGAAGCGGCGGGGCAGGAGGCGGGGCGCGCGGCGCUCGCACGGCUGUUGCGCGACCAUCGCUCCGCCAGCGCGGACGCCAGGGACCUCUGGCGAGCCCUCCAACACGACGGCACGGAUGAGGCGCCGGCCCACGCGUGGGACGGCUGGUGUGAGCGGCCGGGAUACCCGCUACUCUGUGCCAACAUCUCUGGGACUGAUGUUGUGUUGAAGCAGGAGAGAUUCGUGAUGUCUGCCGAUCCCCCGGACCCUGAGCCUCCGAUGUUGAACCACCUCCUCACUUUGGAACUGCGUUCUGAACUCGAUGAAUUAUUCUUCGAGCCGGAAAACUUCACAGAAAUCAUAGAGGAGGACAUAAACGCCACCACAACCACUCUUAUUCCCACCACAACCACCAAAAAGCCAACCGUCAAAACCACCAAAGCACCACCAACGCCUAAAUGGGUGAUACCGGUCACAUUCUCCGUCGGGCCUCUCGAGCGUGAUGAGGAAGAACUGGAGAAUAUUACGAAGUUAUGGAAGAAUGUUACUGAGAAUAUACAUAACGGGACAUGGUAUGACAUAGUGAAUACGAACGAGACGAAGAAAACUUCGAAGUGGUCCGAAAACGUCACUUACCUUGUAUGGAUGAAUGACACGGAAAUGGUCAUACCGGAAUUGGGCAAACACAAAUGGGUCAGAUACAACGUUGGAGCCCGUGGUCUGUACAGAGUUGCGCCACAAGACAGAAACGCCGGGGAGUCGGCGGAGGCGGCGGCGCAAAGGGCAGCAGCUCUGUACGAGAGCGGAGCCCCUGCGGAGCGCGCGUUGCUGCUGGAUGACGCCUUCGUGCUGAGCCGGGCUGGCCGGCUGCCCGCCAGCAGGGCCAUAGCGGCCGCUGCACAUCUAACAACCGAGCGGCACUGGGCAGUGUGGCGCGUGGUGGUGGGCCACCUGUCGUGGUGGCGGGAACUGCUGCAAGUGUCCGCGUCGGGCCCGCGCGUGCUGGCGCUGCUCAGCACCCUGCCGCCGCGCCUGCCCCUGUACACCGGCCAGGACUUGCAGGAGGCGGCGCUCAAUGAGGACCAGCUGUGGCUAAGUGGCGCGCUGCUGACCGCGGGCGUGGAGUGGGGCAACGAGAAUGUGACGGAGCAGGCGCUAGAGUUGUUUGACGCGUGGCUCGGCGACAAUGAGACCAUUCCUGACAUUUACCAAGAGGCAGCGUUCACGGCAGGCGUGAGGAAGCAUGGUGAGUCGGCGUGGCAAGCGUGCUGGAGCGCGCUGCUCGCCUCGCACGCCGCCGCUCGCCCGCUGUACUCGCACGCGGCCCUUCUAGCGGCACUCGCCUCGCCUGUGGACGACUGGCUGUUGUACAGGUUCGCAUACACGGUGCUGUCGAGCGAGGCGCAGCGAGGCCGCGAGUGGAAGACGUGGGUGACGGCCUUAUGCGCGGGAGUGUGCAGAUGGCGUGGCGCGGCAGGAAUAUGGCGGAUACUGCAAAUGGCGCCUCUGCCACCAUCCGCCUUGCAAGCGGCCGCGAGGUGUCUGCACCAACCGGGCGAUUAUUAUAGGUUUAAAGAGUUAUUCGGUGAGCAGAAAGGUGCUCUGCUCGCUUUAGACACCAUAUCUCUGAACGCCGCGUGGGUGUCAAGAGCCGAUGCAGACUUGCUCGCCUAUUUCAACUCCGUACACAAGAAGAGUGGGUAAAGCCGUCAUCACUGUGCUGUACUCUAUACGACCAAUAAAGACAACAAUAAUUACAAACGGCGUCGAAGUGUAAAGUAUGGGCUGAAGCUGUAAAGCCCGUUUUACAAGCGAGUAAACCGCUGCCCGUUUUGAGACGUUCACUCGAUUUUGCGCGGCGAUUUUCUUGCAAGUGAAGGGUGAGCGUAAGAAAAUGGUUUUAAAACAGUUUCUACAACGUAUUUAUUUUUGCAGUCAUAUAAAAUCAUUUCCGCUAAUUUCAUCAUUUUAAUUUGAGAAGACUUUUUGUUUUAAUCAUUUCAAAAACACCACCAAGUCGUAUCAAAUUCGUCAUUCGCCAUCGUACACUCGUCAGUCAAAUUCGUGACUCGUUGACAAUUACUUUGCACUCUAAGGUUCUAAGACUUAAGUUUCAGUUAAAAUGAGACAGAUUUAUGCCAGCCAUAUAACGCUGUCUCGUUUUAACAGCCUCUUAUGUCUGAGUAAAGUGAAAGUGCACUCUAUACAUCCCAGCCUAAUUCUCUAAUAAGUUGACGAUGAUGAUGAACGAUAGAAUCCGUGAAAAACUGUUUCAUGGAUGGUUCGCGGACUUUGUGGGUGAAGAGCGGGUUACAACUUACAAGUAUGAAAAUGCCUUCGAAUAGAAUAAAUACUAAUAGAUUAGCUUGUUAUUAUCAUGAAUUGAUUGAAAUAUUAUAUUAUGUAGGUAUAUUCCACAGUUAAUCAUGCACACACAUAUAUUUAUAUUGCAUAUCAUUAUAUUCAUUAACAGUUAACAUACAAUAGUAGUCGGAACUGGUUAAGUGAGAAUUCUCUUUGACUAGAGGCUGAUUUUUCUGUAAAAAAUCUGUUAAAAUGUCGUUCCUUAGGCAAAAGUUACUUGGCUGUUCAAAAAUUGGCCCUAAUAGUGACAGGGCCCCUAAAACUCGAAAAAAAGAAAGAAAAUCGUAAUAUUUCAGCUUUAGUAAAAAUAUUAAAACAGAUCCCUUGCACAAAUUAUCGGGUUGUUUUAUACAAUUAAUUACUAUGUGGUAUCUAUAUUUGUUUUGUUUGAAUGUCUCGUGGUUAUCGUACGAAUAUGAAAUAUUUUCAUACUCAUGCAAGAAAACUAUAUAAUAAUCAAACUAGAGCAGGAUCGAAUAGCCACGAAGAAUACUAGCCAUGCUAAUCAUGACUAAUACUCCCCUUUCCCCUCCAAUUAAGCGUAAAGCUUGUGCCAGGAGUGGGUACGACAAUAGUGCAACGGGUGGGGUUUGAACC
Maniola jurtina (meadow brown) is the source of this 4733-nucleotide messenger RNA. RefSeq lists its product as uncharacterized. NCBI's taxonomy places the organism in Eukaryota, Metazoa, Arthropoda, Insecta, Lepidoptera, Nymphalidae. Gene Ontology annotation, molecular function: peptide binding; metalloaminopeptidase activity; zinc ion binding. Bases 192 to 3476 code for a protein of 1094 amino acids. Gene Ontology annotation, biological process: proteolysis; peptide catabolic process. Gene Ontology annotation, cellular component: cytoplasm. The record is from RefSeq and is a predicted model, not a curated record. The transcript is spliced from 27 exons.